UAGUGCCAUCGAUCUCUCCUCUCCUCGUCGCCUCGAACUCCCCCUAAACCCCAACCGAUCGAACCCCUCCGCCUCCGUCCCCGUCCCGUCCAUGGCCUACUUCUGCACGCUCUCCGGCGAGGACCUCUCCCUCUCCCUCCCAACAAGGGGCGGCGAGAGGGCGCGCGCGCUGGCGGGUCACAUGGCGUCUGCUCUGGCGCCGGAGGAGGGCGCGGGCGCCAAGAACGUCGACGAGGGGCUCGGGAGCGCCGUGGGGCGCCCGUCGAGGCACCGGGCCUUGCGCUCGGACGCGGCGGAGGUGCUUCAGGAGGGGGGAUGCGACCGGCGGACCAAGACCAAGAAGCGGGCGGCGCGUGCGGCGAAGGGGGAGGGGCGCGCUCGGUACGGCUGCGCGUUCGAGGAGGAGGAGGAGGGGAUCGCGGCGCCGAAUCGGCUGGUGUGGUCCAAGGUGAAGGGCUACCCGUGGUGGCCGGCCCAGGUGCUCGACCCGGCGGACGCGUCGGCGCUCGCGCUGGCGGAGCGCCGGAAGGACGGGGCCGUCCUCGUCGCCAACUUCUGGCAGAAGACGUUCGCGUGGGUGUCCGGCGCCGCGGCGCUCUGCCCGUUCCGCGACGGGUUCCGGCGCUUCGCCGCCGUCGACCGCGCCCACGUCCAGCUCUGGGGCGCCCGCGCCACCAUGUCCCCGUUCGCCUCCGCCCUGGACACCGCGCUCGGCGAGGUCGCGCGCCGCGUGGAAGCCGGCCUGUCGUGCGGCUGCGCCAUCGGCUACCGCGUCUCCAAGAAGCAGGUGAUCGACAACCCCGGCGUCCGUGAGGGCGCGCAGGGCGCGGUGGUGGAUGCCGCCUUCACCAGGGACGCGUUCCGAGGCGAGGCGUUCGUCGAGUACGUCUCCGCGCUUGCCGUCGCGCCGCUGGCCGGAGCCGACAGGCUCGAGCUCACCGUCGCCAUGGCGCAGCUCACGGCCUUCACCCGGUGGAGGGGCACCCGAGGCCUCCCCGUGUACACGGCUUGCCAUGGCAUCGACGGCAUUGCCGACGGUGUCAGGGAGGGCACGCCGGCACGCCGUGCCACCAAGAGGGGAAGGCCAAAGGGCGACAAUUCCGCCGAGCGCAAACGGAAGAUGUCAAGGUACUGCACCUGCGACGGCAGCGCAAGCGAGAGCGCGGAAGAUCCCUUGGAGAUGGAGGAGAAGUAUGAGCCCAGGCCACAGCCCGCGUCUCACCAGACGACCACGAAGAUGGGGAGGCUCAUGAGCCAGGCCGCACACCGGAUGUCGCUGUCGCCGGUGAGCCACAAAGCCGAUCCUCAGGCGAAUGCAGCUGCAGGUGUGACGAUGGCAAAGUGCACCGGGGCUGCUGCUGCUCCUUCAGUGAAGCCGCAGAAUGGUGGCCUCAACAAGGAUGAGCCUUUGCUGACCGGGCUGUCGCUGAACUUCACCGGCCCGGACACCGUCCCUCCGGCGAGUGACCUCGUCAAGAUCUUCAGCAAGUUUGGGCCUGUGGUGGAAGCCAGGCCAGAAGGUUUGACGGUCUCCAUGGUGAUCUUCAAGAGGAAAUUGGAUGCCGAGGCGGCGUUUUCAAGCACCCCGAAGAUCCGUGCCCUGGACCCAAAUCUGGUCAGCUACCGCCUCGCCUACGCGCUGCCGGCUCCUAUGCCGGUUGAUUCUCCACAGAGCCCAAUGAACACCGAUGAAAUGGAUCACCUAUUUGUUGAUGAUGAUGAAGCUCUUCAGUAGCCUGACUACUAUGGGUUUUGUUUUGGGGGAUCACUCAGGUUAUUUUGGAUAGGAGGAGGCAAUGAAAGAGAUUACAUGUUCAAAUCAAGCAAGCAAGCAAGUUUUGAAGUAUCUAUGAUAGACUGUAGCAGGGAAAAGUUCAGGAACUAUAUAUUGUCAGUUAUGUUGUAUCCAUGUGGACUGGUAGCUUCCAGCAGUUGAACCUUUUUUGCUUGUCUUCUACAAAGUGUUGUUUGAUGACUAUGUUAGUGAGUUUUAUCUUUUUGGUGCAAAGACAUCUAAAUUGAUGAUGCUUUUUAUCUAUCUAUAUAUCUGGA
This is a messenger RNA of Triticum urartu, 2052 nucleotides long. RefSeq lists its product as uncharacterized. The record is from RefSeq and is a predicted model, not a curated record. Lineage: Eukaryota; Viridiplantae; Streptophyta; Magnoliopsida; Poales; Poaceae.